AUGUCUGACAACACCCAACCCUCCACUCUCAAGUCGCUCGCCGACUCUACCAUCGGUGCCGUCCAGUCCACUAUUGGCAGCCUCACUGGCAACACCCAAGACCAGGUCAAGGGUGAUGCCCGCGAGAAGAAGGCUGAUGCUGAAUACGACGCUUCACACGCCACCGCCAAGGUUCCAGGUGCUGCUAUCUCAGGCUCUGGCGCCGUCACCCGCGACAACUCUGAUCGCACCAACGGCUCAUGGAACCAGACCGUCGGUGCCGCAAAGGAGACCGUCGGCGGACUCAUCGGCAAUGAGUCCCUGAAGACCUCAGGACGACAGCAGAACCUUGAGGGUCAGCAGCAGGAGGCCAAGGGCCAGCUUAGCGACCUCGGCUCCGGUAUUUCUGACAGAGCCUACGGAACAGUCGGCAGCGCUGUCAGCGGAUUGACUGGCGACAAGAAGGGUCAAGCCCACUUCGAGCAGCUGCGUGCCGAGGGCAAGACUCAGCAGCGCGGUGUUGAGCACGACAUUCUGAAGAAGGCUGAGGCCGAGGACAAGCACCGCGAGAAUGUCUAG
Clonostachys rhizophaga is the source of this 558-nucleotide messenger RNA. The record is from the annotation of a GenBank genome assembly. NCBI's taxonomy places the organism in Eukaryota, Fungi, Ascomycota, Sordariomycetes, Hypocreales, Bionectriaceae.